ACUCUCGCCUCACAAACACUUGACGCUAGCCUUUGUUGAAGCAACACCACCAGAGAAAAUUCUAGCGCUCUCUUCUCUGGCCCGGUCUUAGCUUAGACACGAUGAGCGGCGGGGGCUUCCUAGGGAAGCUUAAAGCGUUAGAUGCAUACCCUAAGAUAAAUGAAGACUUCUUCACGAAGACGAUGUCGGGUGGCAUCAUCACUAUCGUCUCCAGCGUGGUGAUGGUGCUGCUGUUUCUCUCGGAGCUACGGCUAUUCCUCACAACGUCGUCAGCUCACGAGCUAUCGGUGGACGUGGGGAGAGGAGAGAAGAUAAAGAUACACUUCGAUGUGACGUUCCCCAAGGUGCCCUGCGCCUGGCUGAGCCUGGACGCGAUGGACAUCAGCGGAGAGCUGCACCUUGAUCUGGUAGACCACGACGUCUACAAGCAGCGCCUGAACGCCAACGGCUCGCCUGUGAAGGAGGUAGAAAAGCACAACGUCGACGCGACGAAGAAGAAGCCGCCCUCGGCCGUCAACGCCACCGCGUCUGCUGCCGCCGGCGGCGCACCUGCAGGCGGGGCGGCGGGGGCCGCGGGGGCCGAGGGCGGGGCCGCGGGCGGCGCCGGCGGCGGCGAGAACGCCACGGCGCUGGCGAACGGCUGCGGCAGCUGCUACGGCGCGGAGGACAAGCAGGGCGACUGCUGCAACACCUGCGACGAGGUGCGCGCCGCCUACCGGCGCAAGGGCUGGGCUCUGUCCAACGUGGACCACAUCGAGCAGUGCGCGCACGACCUGUACACGGAGGCCAUCAAGGAGCAGGCGGGGGAGGGCUGCCACAUGUGGGGCAUGCUGGAGGUGAACAAGGUGGCCGGCAAUUUCCACUUUGCGCCGGGGCGCUCCUACCAGCAGGGCUCCAUGCACGUGCACGACAUCGCGCCCUUCGGUGACGCCGUCAUUGACUUCCGCCACGUCAUCCACAAGCUGUCCUUCGGAGAGCCCUACCCGGGCAUGAAGAACCCGCUGGACGGCGCCAAGGCCGGGCAGGCCGCGGCGGCGGCGGCGGCGGCCACGGGCAUGUUCCAGUACUUUCUGAAGGUGGUGCCCACCUCUUACACGGACCUCUCCAACAAAACCCUGUCCACCAACCAGUUCAGCGUCACCGAGAACUUCCGCGAGGCGCAGGGCGGCGCCGGCCGCACACUGCCCGGCGUGUUCUUCUUCUACGACCUCAGCCCCAUCAAGGUCAAGAUUGUGGAGCACGGCAGCUCCUUCCUGUCCUUCCUGACCUCGGUGUGCGCCAUCGUGGGCGGCGUGUUCACGGUCAGCGGCAUCGUGGACGCCUUCGUGUACACCGGCACACGGAUGAUCAAGAAGAAGAUGGAGCUGGGCAAGUUCUCUUAAGUGCAUAGAGCUAGGGAAGUUCCCUUAAGAAGAUGGAGCUCGGGAAGUUCUUUUAAAAAGAUGGAGCUGGGCAAGGUCCCUUAGGAGGAGGCGCAGCAGCGGACACAUUCCUGAGCCCGUGUGGUCGAGGGGCGGGGCCGAUCGCGCUUCUGCGUGGGUGUGAAAGCUCGGGCGGGUGGGCUGCAAGGGUGGAAGGGCGGCGUGGGAAAGCUGUGGUGGCGGACGGGCGGGCGGAUGGGGAAGGUGGGAGGAGGCGCGGGGGCUACCGGUAGCUGCCUGGCAGCCCAGUCGGAGGCUGGCGAGGUGGAAGCCACCCGGCAGUCAUGCGGGGUGGUGUGGCGGAGGCGGGUGGCAUGCAGGCUUGUGAGGGUGAGGGACCGCACGGCUGGUGGCAUGCCCGGGACAUGCACAGCACAGAUGCGCGGGUGGCGUUGCGCAAGCAGGUUGGGGGUUUAGCCUCAACACGUUGAGUGCGAGUUGUGGGGCAUGCUGAGCAUGAGCAGCUAACGGUUCUGAGCCCUGGGGAUGGGGCAAGAAUGAAACACCGGACCAACGGCAGCAGGCGUGUGAAUGAGUUGGAUCAUAGGGAGGAGGCUGGUGAAGUGGAUCCGGUCACGGUCGCAAUCGGGCUGGUCCGCUGGAGUGUCGACGCCGCGCGGCAAGGGCGUGCGGGCAGUUGCGGGCCGUGGUCGCAAUGCGGCGGGGCGGCGGGCACCGCUUGCUGCGGUGUGAGUAAUGAGUGAGUAAACGAGGACAGCGCGAGGACGAUUCGACGAAUUGUAGCAGGACACCUGGUGAAAGGACUGAAGGAUGAUUAGCCGGGGACUGCUUGCGGGGGUAUCGUGGGGGACUGGGGGUUUGCAGGGGUUGUGCGCCGUUGACCUGCCACGCGCAUAUUGGCAUACGGUGGUGUAAGGGUCCGGCCGU
Molecule: messenger RNA, 2309 nt
Organism: Chlamydomonas reinhardtii
Lineage: Eukaryota; Viridiplantae; Chlorophyta; Chlorophyceae; Chlamydomonadales; Chlamydomonadaceae
Exons: 8
Coding region: 102-1382 (426 amino acids)
Cellular component (GO): COPII-coated ER to Golgi transport vesicle; endoplasmic reticulum
Source: RefSeq, a predicted model, not a curated record